This is a messenger RNA of Fusarium venenatum, 1839 nucleotides long. RefSeq lists its product as uncharacterized. The record is from RefSeq and is a predicted model, not a curated record. Lineage: Eukaryota; Fungi; Ascomycota; Sordariomycetes; Hypocreales; Nectriaceae.
AUGGAUAAAGGAGGUGUUUCUGCUUCUUUUUGGCCCAGGGACUUGUCCCAGAUAGGUCAAGAAAACGCGCGUGUUUCCACCCUCGAGGGGCUGGAGUACGAGGAGUUCGAUACAUAUUUUGACUACAACAAGCUCUACUCUGAUUCCACUCAAACCCAGGAGCACUUAGCAGCUUCUAACCCCCUUCAUUCAACCCACCGGGAACCUUCCCCGUUCGCCGUUGACUUUCAAUACUUCUUUGAUCACCUCUCAAUUGGGAGAGACGAGGCCAGGUACUCAAAUAUGACCCCUGGCCUGAACCUGGACGAUGGGAUCACCACAUCCGAGUCCAUGGGUCAGACCCCACCGGGACUCGUCAGAGGUGGUAGUACCUCUCCUUCGUCUCCCUCGUCUCCCUCAGGCUCUCUCUCUUUCGACGGCGUAGACGAUGUUCGUCGACGUCCUCGACACAGUCUUCGAGAGGUUCGGGCCCAGGAUGAUAAAUGGACCUACCCUCAGGCCGUCUCCAGCAAGCAUGUCCCAAGGGGAUAUGGGUAUCCGCCUCAGGUUCAUGUCCGCGAGUCGUCCUCUCGCCGCUCCAGCCACAGCAGCAAGACAUACUCCCCUCCUUCAUCGACCUCUGGUGUCAAGCGUCAGCGAUCUGUGGAGAAGAGGUCCAGGCACCUCUCUGAUCCUGACCAGACAGCCGACGUUCGCAAGAGUGGAGCAUGCCUUCCCUGCCGUAUCUCAAAGACUCGCUGUCAAGACUGUGGCGUCUGUCCCUUUUGCCGUAAGGCGUUCCCAGACGACGCACACCUUGUCUGUACCCGUAGGACCCCUGCGGUUGCUCCGCCUGUGAUUCGUCACAUAGCCGAUGUUUGGUCCCCCGACCCUGCCGAGGAGAGGCGUGUGGUCGACAACGAGCCUCGUUUUCCCACCGCCAAGCCCAAAGACAUCCUCAUCUACUUUGCUCGCGAUGCAGAGUCUCCUUACCUUCGUGCCUCUGUCCAGGCCUAUCAUUCCAAGUACGGUGUUGAUGAGAGCCCAAGGAACGCUGCUUUCGAACGCGACAGAUUCCCCAGCUAUGCAGAGCUCCAGCGUUGGGUCGAGGCCCAAAUCAGGCGCGAACGUAGCUCCAGAUUCGAACAUGCAGUGCAAAACUUUUUGCUCUCAUAUUACGAAGAGGGCCAGGGACUUCCAAAGCACAACCUCGUCUCCAAAGUUCACACUAUGAACUGCUUCUUCAGGAUCUGGAAAGCUCCACGCUUCACCUGCUGCAGCUCGUCCAAUAAGAUUUCUCAGGUUCCCUUCACUGUCCAGGCUGAGUUGAGACGCAUUGCAUGGAGCGCACUUGUGUCCCACGAGCAUGACAUCCUCAAGCUACUUGAGGAUGUUUUGGCUCAACAAGAUUCGCUCAAAGCUCAAGAGAAGAUGGCAGUAUGGGCAAGCUUAUGGCAACUCAUGUUGAUGUACAGAGACUUGAUCGUUGCUCACGAUGGAUAUUUCUCUCGAAACCCCAGUGCUAAGCAAGAUCAAAAUACCGUUGGCGCCUUUGAGAACCUGCACAACAACUUCUUCCCUUUGAUUGCUAUGUUUUACCAUUGCCAAUUCAAGACUCCCAAGAGGAUGGAAAUGUCUAUGGAUUGGCUCAAGGACUACCCUUCUCAUGCACGACACAGCUCCAAGCUCCGACAGGUCUCCCAGGAUAUGAUGGAUGCUAAGAGGGAAUUCUAUGAGAGAGUUCAGCGAUCGACGCACAAGGUCGAUGAGCGACUAUGCACCUUCGUGGUCAACCACGAAAUGAAGAAGAUUUCGACAAAGAGACGCCCUCGAAGUAGCACCAAGAACAAGGGCGCAUGA